Molecule: messenger RNA, 285 nt
Organism: Guillardia theta CCMP2712
Lineage: Eukaryota; Cryptophyceae; Pyrenomonadales; Geminigeraceae
Exons: 1
Biological process (GO): phospholipid biosynthetic process
Cellular component (GO): membrane
Molecular function (GO): phosphotransferase activity, for other substituted phosphate groups
Source: RefSeq, a predicted model, not a curated record
GCACCCAACUCACUGACCCUAGGAGGACUAUUCUUCAUGGUGGUACCAGCUAUUAUCACCAUCAUCAGCUGUCAAGAUCUGUCGUCUCCUGCCCCUCAGUGGGUCUAUUUAUUGAACGCAAUCGGGAUUUUUAUUUAUCAGACCUGCGAUGCUUUAGACGGCAAGCAGGCUCGAAGAACAGGCUCGCAAUCAAGUUUCGGAGAGCUUUUCGACCAUGGGUGUGAUGCGAUAUCUACCAUCUUUGCCGCACUCUCGAGCAUUUAUGUACUUCAGCUGGGCACAGGC